GGAAAAGAUUCUGUCAAAGUGAAAAGUGCGAAAACAGACACACAUAAAAACACCACUCUUCACCGAAGUGCAAGUUCCAACAGCAACCAGCAAUAACGCUUUGUGCGGCCACCGGCAGGCGGGAUGGCAUUUACGGUGCUAAAUGCGGUCGCGAAACGGGCCGCAUCCAAUGUUUAUGUAACCGGAGGGCUGCUGAAAAAUGUCGCCGCUUUAUAUAAUGUGCAGCCAGCGCGCUCCGCGGGCAAAUGGUUCCCGGACGAAGAGUUCAUCGACCAGUUUAAGGGCCCCGUCAUGUACCCGGACGAGGUGACGUCGCGCUGGAAGCUGCCUCCCUGGAACAGCAAGAUAGCUCCGGUCGAAAAGACGGUGCGUAACCUUAGCCUCAACUUCGGCCCGCAACACCCAGCCGCUCACGGUGUGCUGCGAUUGGUGCUAGAGCUGGACGGCGAAACGGUGAUGCGAGCUGACCCACACAUCGGGUUGCUGCACCGCGGCACCGAGAAGCUGAUCGAGUACAAGACGUACACGCAAGCGCUGCCCUACUUCGAUCGGCUCGACUACGUCUCGAUGAUGUGCAACGAGCAAUGCUACUCCCUGGCGGUGGAGAAGCUACUUAACAUCGAUAUUCCGUUGCGCGCGAAGUACAUCCGCGUGCUGUUCGGCGAGAUCACCCGCAUCCUUAACCACAUCAUGGCGGUGGGUACGCACGCAUUGGACGUCGGUGCGCUGACGCCCUUCUUCUGGCUGUUCGAGGAACGCGAAAAGAUGAUGGAGUUCUACGAACGCGUGUCAGGUGCGCGCAUGCACGCCGCCUACAUCCGGCCGGGUGGUGUGUCGCAGGAUAUGCCCCUCGGGCUGCUCGACGAUAUCUACGAGUUUGCGUCCAAGUUCGGCGAGCGGUUGGACGAGGUGGAGGACGUGUUGACAACCAAUCGCAUCUGGGUGCAGCGUACGGUCGACAUCGGAAUCGUGUCCGCCGAGGACGCCGUCAACUACGGCUUCAGCGGCGUGAUGCUUCGCGGUUCCGGCAUCAAAUGGGACUUGCGCAAGGCGCAACCGUACGAUGCGUACGAUCGCGUCGAGUUUGACGUCCCGAUCGGCACCAAGGGAGACUGCUACGAUCGCUACCUGUGCCGUAUCGAGGAGAUGCGCCAAUCGUUGCGCAUCAUAGACCAAUGCCUCAACCAGAUGCCAGCCGGCGAAAUAAAGACGGACGACGCCAAGCUCACGCCGCCGUCACGCGGCGAGAUGAAGAACUCGAUGGAGGCGCUCAUCCACCACUUCAAGCUGUUCACGCAGGGCUACCAGGUCCCACCGGGUGCCACCUACACCGCGAUCGAGGCGCCAAAGGGCGAAUUUGGGGUGUACCUCGUAUCGGACGGCUCGAGCCGACCGUACCGUUGCAAGAUCAAAGCGCCCGGAUUUGCGCAUCUGGCCGCUCUCGAUAAAGUCGGCCGUCAUCAUAUGCUGGCCGAUGUGGUGGCCAUCAUCGGCACGCUUGACGUAGUGUUCGGCGAGAUCGAUCGUUAAAGCGUUACGCUUCGUACUACUUUCGUUUUAUCUGUUAUCUAGCGCCGAAAACGAACAUCCGACUCGGCUCCGGCGGCCAAUCCGCAAUCAAAUGCAUCAGCAACCGAACGCGAGUCAAUGCAACUCAACUUAUCUGCGAAUUUCAGCGCUACUACGAGGUGAAGAUGGGAGCAAAAUUACUGUCCACAUACCGAACGAAACGCCACCCUGCGGUUGGUGUGCAAUACACGAGUUAUUAUAAUCGAGAAUAAAUAAUUACUGAA
This is a messenger RNA of Anopheles nili, 1793 nucleotides long. It is a transcript of the gene ND-49, whose product is annotated as NADH-ubiquinone oxidoreductase 49 kDa subunit. NCBI's taxonomy places the organism in Eukaryota, Metazoa, Arthropoda, Insecta, Diptera, Culicidae. The record is from RefSeq and is a predicted model, not a curated record. Gene Ontology annotation, molecular function: NADH dehydrogenase (ubiquinone) activity; NAD binding; quinone binding. Gene Ontology annotation, biological process: mitochondrial electron transport, NADH to ubiquinone. The transcript is spliced from 2 exons. The coding region runs from base 124 to 1530 and encodes 468 amino acids.